GCCGUGGUCUGUUGACUUUAGCUGGAGAUGGUUUUAGCUCGCAGUAAAUGAGCAAAAGGUGCAAUAGGCGCAAAUUUUUAUUGGAAAAAUACGACAUGUUUAGAGAUAUAUAAUACCAAAAUAAGGACAGAAAGAAGAAAAUGUUUGUCGUGAGAAGCUAAAAUAAUUCUCAACUAUUUUUAUCCAGCUAGCUUCGAGGUUAACUCGAUAUCACUUUAGCCAAAUAAAGCUAGCUAGUUUAGCUUGUAACAAUAACUGACCUCGAAAACCAACAGCUCGAGGAGGUACUUGUGCACCGUGUUCUGUGAUAUAUAUGAAGAGAUUAAUGUAGAAUAUUAACGUUUCACUGUGCUUUAAUAAACAGCGCACUCAGGAAAGUAAAACAUUUAGACGAGGUCCGGUCCGAUUCAGUCUCUGAUACCGUGACGUCAUCGGCGGUACCGUGUGAUACCGGGAAUUACUGUUAUCGCUGAGUGAAUUAAGCUUCAGUCAUGUCGAAGGUGGAGCGUCUGAAUGCACGGGUCAGUAAGCUGCUGGCGGCAGCGGUGCAGGAGGUGCUGGAGGCCGUGAGGGAGACGGUGUCCGAGUAUCAGGAGAAAACGGCUCGCACACAGAGGGAGAACGAGAGACUGAGGCGAAAGUUACAAGAGCUGCAGGAGCUCACGUCCAACAGACACGCCGGUGCAGAGGAAGCCGUUAGCCGUAACGCUGCGAAACAGAACGAAUCAGAUUCUUUAAUAACCGGACGAGACAAUGUCACUCAGAAGGACGGUGAGUUCAAGCUGGAGACAGGAAAUGACAAAGGUCAAGCAAACGCAAGUCCUGUGGUUUCCCAUGUCAUGCAAGCGUCUCAGUCUUUCUUUGAAGAUCCAGAGCCAAACGUCCAGACCACUGCAUCGCAAUUCAGCAUACGAGCCAAGGUCUCAGUGUCGGACUAUGUUUCCCAUAAUGCAACACCGCCUGAACAAACAAGGACCGUAUCAGCAGACUUCACCCAGAGUGUGAUCAAAACCGAAGCGGAAAGUGAGGAGUAUCGCGAUUACGCUUUAAUUUACCAAACAGACCAGAUGGCUGCACAGAGCACGUCCUGUGCCGUCGUCCCAUUUGCGCUCAACGGCUCUUUACAGAGACUCAUGACUGAAGACAUGGAGCAGAUCGGCGCCGUUCUAGAUGGCACAGAGGCAAGAGGUGACGAGUUGUUAAACGGUUUAUCAUACCGGAGGAGUGGGUGUGGCUUCCGAAUGCGGCGGGUGGAGAAACGCUUCUGCUGCGCGCUCUGCGGCCGCACCUUCAGCCACGCCGGAGACUUUAAGAAGCACAAGCGCGUGCACACCGGUGAGAAGCCGUACCUGUGUACGCUGUGUGGGAAACGCUUCAGCCAGUCAGGGUACCUGAAGAUCCAUCAGCGGUACCACACAGGAGAGAAACCGUACACCUGCGGCACGUGUGGAAAACGCUUCAGCCACUCAAGCAAUUACAAAAAACACCAGCAGACUCACAUCGCUCAGAGUCUGGGUGCUAAUUUACUUUAAGAGGUGUGUCUGUUUGGGUGUUUGGAGCCGGAUAACAUAUCUGACUGAACGUAACACACGAUGCAAGACUUGAAUGUAGUCACGGUGUAAGAUCUGAUCCCAAGUGGGGUUUUUUUCUGAAUGGUUUUCUGACAGCUUUCCUAACUGACCCUCUCUUCUCCAGAUUAUAACCACGUGAUACAUGCUGACAGUUUUGUUGUAUGAAUAUAUCUAUACACACAAUGAUGUAUUAUGAUUUUGUAAUAAAUUUUUCCUUUUGUUUUCACAGCUAUCUUGUGUGUAAAUUGUGAAUUGAUAAUAAAC
Molecule: messenger RNA, 1835 nt
Organism: Hemibagrus wyckioides
Lineage: Eukaryota; Metazoa; Chordata; Actinopteri; Siluriformes; Bagridae
Product: zinc finger protein 32-like
Exons: 2
Coding region: 492-1532 (346 amino acids)
Biological process (GO): regulation of transcription by RNA polymerase II
Molecular function (GO): RNA polymerase II cis-regulatory region sequence-specific DNA binding; DNA-binding transcription factor activity
Source: RefSeq, a predicted model, not a curated record